Messenger RNA from Anarrhichthys ocellatus (wolf-eel), 8143 nucleotides. RefSeq names its product docking protein 1-like. Gene Ontology annotation, biological process: Ras protein signal transduction; cell surface receptor protein tyrosine kinase signaling pathway; positive regulation of MAPK cascade. Lineage: Eukaryota; Metazoa; Chordata; Actinopteri; Perciformes; Anarhichadidae. Gene Ontology annotation, cellular component: cytoplasm. The transcript has 6 exons. The record is from RefSeq and is a predicted model, not a curated record. The coding region runs from base 5614 to 7089 and encodes 491 amino acids.
CAGAGGUCAGAACUGAAGCAGAUUUGCUUUCCAAAUGGACUCUCAGACCACAUCAGGGAAGGUUUACCUCCAACCACACAAAGCUGGAAAAGUGAGUACACAACUUGAACAUGGACUUUGCUGUUUCUCAGUAGCAGUGAUCAUUUAUGAGCCUGAUAGGGUAUAGGAUUGAAUAGACAGCCUUGUUUUCUAGCAGCUUUAGAUAAUAAUAGAUAAUAAUUGCUUUGUUAUGAUUACAGAAAUAAAAAUGUGAUAUUAACCUAAUAUGAACAUUGCCAGACAACUGACUUUACGCUACAGUGAAUAAGUAAAUAGAAACAUACAUAGCACAAAAUUAUAAUAUAUGAUCUUGUCCCGGGUUCAUUCACAUUCCACAUUUAGCUGAGAGAACAAAGUGUGAGUUCUCAGCCUUUCUGUGUGUUGCUCAAACGAGACUCCAGAGCAGGAAUCCAAAUUAACAAGUUGAAACACAGCACAGUUUCAACACUACACAUUCCUGUGCAGCACUGACAGCUGCAUGCUCACGCUUUUCAGUAUCACUGCAGAGCCCAUUUGAUUGAAUUUCUAGAUUAUAGUCUUAAACUCUAACCUGAAACUGGUAUAGAAAUACAAAGUGUCCAUUAUGAAUCACUGUUAACCUGCUGUAUAUGUUCAGAGUUUAAUGCAUUAUAUGAAACAUGAGGUGCUUUGAGUAAUGAUAUAUAAUAUGCAGUCCUGUAACAUUUGUUCCUUAACAGCCCUGUAAACUCCACAAACAAGCCACGCACUCCCUCUUUUGUUUUGAAGGAAGGACUGGGUCAGAGCCUCUGACUCAGAGGUAACGUGGUGGUUUGCCCUCACAAUCUGACACUCCUCUGGACUUCCAUAUAUGGAAAGCACAGAGAGGAAAGGACUAAUGUUUACCUUCUGUGUCAUAUGAGGGAGGGGUAAAACUGACAAGCCCAUUCACAGGAAAAAGGUUUAGGUUGGGGUUGGUGCAUAUGCGUAGGAGAAAAAAAUGGAUUCAUGUAGAGGAGUAGAAAAGUAUGUAAUCCAUCAUUUGAACUACUGUAUGUGACAUAGAUUUAUUUACAUGCUAGUGACACGGUUACGCUCGAUUGCAGCCAGUGUUAUGCUGACCUGUCAUAACGAAGCUUGCAAUAUUUUAACCCUAUUUCUAUAAGCACAGGUGGAGCCCUCUACUGGACUCUAUGGGUCCUCCAAUCACAAGCACGCAUUUGCUCACUGAAAAUUUGCAUAAGUGUAACCAGCCAAUCAGGACGUGCCUAACCAAAUACACCCUCUUCAGCCAGCGGUGUAGGAGCCGCAGGGCCCACUUGGUGGAGGGCACCUCCUGUGCUUAUAGAACUAGGCUAACAAUAUUGUAAUUUUCAUUCCAACUCACACAGGCGUAGCACUCUACUGGACUCGAUGGGCACAAUGGGUACUGCAACAUCCACCCAUUAACACUGAACCUGACCGACCAAAGGUUACUCGCCGCAGCCCACCUACUUCUUUAUAACCUAGGGCACCACAGCAGAGACGUAGGGACACCCAGCCAACCCAGAUUGUACGUCCUGGAGCAUGUAGGUGUAUCAUGUCCUGAAGGGGGGACUCAGAUGCAACACAAUGGACACACACCCCAUCCUCUAAACCAAUCCUGGGUCGUUCUCUUACUGAGACACGAUAAUUUGGAGAGCCUUCAGAAAGAACAGGUGCUCUGAGGCCCACAACCAAGGGCUCUCCACCAUCCUAAACAGGGUAGCAGACCGACCUCCUUCAUGCCAGUUGAUGAAGGCCACCAUCUUGCAAUUGUCCGUCAUCACCAACACGUGCCUACCCUGUAUCAGGGGCCUGAAGUGUUCGAGGACCAAGAACACUGUAGCUCGAGGGGGUUGAUGUGUCUUUCCUCCAUUGGGGCCACACAUGUAACAGGUACUGGAUCUCUGCUGAGAUGGGAUGUCUCCGUGCGUCCCUACACAUUGAGAAAAUCCACCAGACCUCGGCCAGGCUGUAAAAACUAUGGCUGAGGCGGCAUCUACUUGGGUGUAAGCAAGGGGGGGCUGCGAUGCCCUGCCACAGUGGUCGUCACAAACAUGAAGAUAUUGUAAUUUACGUAAUUUGCAUGCGAAGCCGGUGUCUCAACAGGGAUGACCAGAUGCAGUGCUGGAACACUGCAGGCUACAGCGCGGACACGAUCUCAAGCUCCGGCCUGCACUCAUUGCAGCAAAGCAUCACAUAUCUGUGCAGUCCAUACCAAGGCACUCGAACCACGCGUCAUAAAGAUCUGUCCCGGUGAUAAGGCCGGGACAUAACAGGCACUGAUAAGGUUCUUAAAGCUGCGACUCCAUCCUUGGAGGUAGGCAGUCAGUGGGAAAAAAAAGAGGAUGUCAAGCAGCGAUGUGUGCUGCGUCCUAUCCUGUGGGGUCUGCACAUAUUCCAGUAGGCACGGUCUGAUUGGCUGGUUACACUUGUGCAAAUUUUCAGAGGGUGAAUGUGUGCUCUCGCUUGGAGGAGAGUAUUGCACACGGAGUCCAGCAGAGAGUGGAGUGAGUAAGAAUGAACAUUACCUUUCUCUGUCAUUAACCAUCUCUCGGUCUCUCUUCUCAGAAAUGGAAGCCAGUGUGGUUGUCUCUGUUUCCCCCCAGUAGUGGUGGAGUGGCUCGACUGGAAAUCCAGUAUAUGGGAGGUAGUUACCUUUUCUACUUCAAUCACUAUUUGUCCCAGUACGGUGAAAGAAAGUUCCAGGACAUCAGAAGAAUAUUUUUUUUAGAUAACUGAGAUCUAAUGAUAAUGCUAAACACACCACACACAAGCAGUCAAACGAUCAGAAUGGGGCAUAAAGGGGGACACCACUGAUUUUACACAUCAUCAUGGGUGGUAAUAUUCAGCCUGUGAAAACUGUGGCAUAAUAUCUUCUGUUCUAGAGAGCUUUCUAAAAGUGUACAAAAUAUUAAUAAAUAACUCUGACGAUGAUUUUUAGGGAAAGCCUGUGUCACAAACUGAGACAUAGCAUUUCAAAGAUUUGGGCUUUCGGCAGAAGAAGUCUAAUAAAGUAUCCUAUUGAGCUGCAUUGUGGGAAAUGAAGGAUGAGGAAUUUUUGGAGCUGGACACAUACUCGAUACUAAAUUCUGGAUAUCUCAGUGUGUACUGCAUCAAUGUUUUGACCAUUUUUAGUUAUGUGUGUCUUGCAAGUCUCCCAAAUGUAUGAAGGUGCAAUGCUAAAUUGGCUGGAGAACCCCUUCAAACAAGCCAGCAGUGUAGCCAGAUUACCUAAACUACUUGGGAUACUAGUUUGAAGGUAAAACUGAAAACUAGCACAUCUGAAAAAUAAUAAUUGUAAUGAUCCCUCAUUGCAUGGGAAGAAUUCUCAGUGUAGUAGAUCAAAGUUAAGGCAGCAAGUUGGUCUGUAUACCGUGAUAGAUGUUGAAAACCAACAGUUUGAUAAUUUUACUGUUUGCCUUUGUGUUUCUUUUCUAAAACAUGUAUGCCCGCAUGUUUUUUGACAUAAAAAUGCUUCCAUAUACACCGUAUGGGCCGGUAUAUGAGCCCCAUCAGCUUAAACAUUGCUAAACUACAUUUAAACAUUAACUUACAUUAUUAAAAACAAGUCAACAACUCAAGAUACAGCCCACAAAUGCUGUUCAUCUUAUGAGUAAGGAUAGUUUUUGUUAUUUUAAAGCAACAACUUGUUCAAUGACCUACAAAUAUUAUUUUCUUGGUGUAAAUAACCAGCCAAAAAAAAACUACUCAUACUACUUAAAAGGUAUAAUAUUUUACUGUUUGUAAACACACGGCAUUCAAAAUUGGAUACUCCUCCUUGGCUCGAGGAGAAAGCAAGGGAGAGAGAAAGCAGUGAUUGUCCAGCGAGUUACAAAGUGAAAGGAGAGAAGGAGUUGCGUUCGUGAGAACAAAGCAGUGUAUCAGAGAAAAAAAAACAUUAUUCUUUGAUUGUUUUACGGUGGUUACGUCUUAAAGCACAAAUUAACACAACCACACUUCUGAACAAGCCUUUGGGGAAGAUGCCGCAUUGCCGGAUUUUGGAUGAAUGCUGUUAAAGGGCAUGCUUCUACCUGACGGCUGUGCUUGUAUGCCAGGGUAAAUGGACACACAGCCACUCUGCACACGGUAGAUGAGAGAGAAGAAAAAGGGAAAAACAGAACGACGUAGCAAUAUAUUCUCACCUGUCAAAUACGGCCGCUUUGUAUCUGACGGAGCUAAAGUGGGCCUUGUGCCCAUGGAUGUAAUGCUUGUGCCUCAGUAUCAGAUGCCGAGGGGUGUGAUAAAGUGUCAGUAUCUGAUGAUCUGAACGGAUUGCAUACACUGUGACCUGCUAUCGGCUGGGGCUACACUCCCCAUGGGGCCAAAAGGCUCUUUGCUGAAGCCCAGAAAGUUCCUGAACACAGCCAAAUAAGAAGAAAGGUGUAAAUACAGGAAGAAGGCCGGGUGUCUUAAGAUACUGACACCACCACACCUUUCUAGUGGGUCAUAAGUGAUGACUUUGAGGGAUUCUUUUUGCAUGCGUGUAUGGAUAGUUUUUUUUGAAAAUUCCUGCAUAUUACACCAAUGCGGCUAUUAGGCUGGCAGAAGGUACAUCCCAAGUCUCUUAAGUGCAUCCAUGUUUCCCUCACUUACCUAGUCCCUUCCCCACACGGAUGCAUGGAGAGACGCAAGGAAACCAUGCAAUGAGAGAGGAAACGAGGAAAUGUGUUUUUAGAGAAAUGAGACGUCAUUUCCUCUGAAGCGUCACGUGAAGCGACGUCUGUUUCUGAUGACAGUGGCGGCGGAUCACAGCUGGAUCAGCUGUCAGUUGGCUUUAACAGCUGAAGAGACUUUUUAUGGAGAUUGUGUCGACGCACAUGUGCACUGUACUAAUACUAGAGAGCUGCUGGAGCCGAUCUCAGCUGGCACUGGGCGAAGGCAGGGUACACCAUUAUCGCAGGGCUGACACAUAGAGACAGACAACUAUUCACGCACCACUAUUUGCCUACGGGCAGUUUAAAAAAAGAAGAAAAUAGUUUGUGGUCCUUUUGUUGUUCAGACCUACGAUUAACCUAUAUAUUUUAACCAAAUGGUGAAUCGGAAAACAAAGCAAAUAUAAAACUUGAGAGUGAUACACCUGAGUUUAAUCUGUGAUCUGAAACUUCAGUGAUGUUGAGAUACAUCAGAUCAGUCCGAUCAGCUGCAGCGUCCAAUCAAAUAACUGAUAAACAAUGAGGGGGCCGUGACGGCCGUUAAACGACUUCCAUGAAGGCUUCUCUUGUGUAUCCUUGCUCAUGGCUCCUUAGAGAUCCCUCCUCGCUCCUCGACCUUCGCUCCUCUGAGUAGAAAUGAGAACUUUGGGACGCCGUCAAGAUGGCGGAGCAGAACAAAUUCGGGCUGAAGCGAGGAGCGAGGAAAUGACCAGGGACUUGAGAUGUACCCAAUCUUUGUGCAGUCUUAGAGGAUAUUUUCUAUGCUCAAAAUCAAAUCCUCACAAUGCAAAUUGUGUGUGACUGUUGUAGGUAAGUUUGAUGAAUGUUAUGAAACAAAUACCGUCCAGGUGAAUACAUUAUUAAUUCUGAAUUUAUUUUUAUUUUUGUUAAUCAAUGUCCUCAUUCUGUGGGGCUUUAUUUCAGGUUAUGUGUUUCCUCAAUGAAUAAUCUUAAUAUAACAUUGCUGUUCUUCCAUUAUGGUGGCGGUGCUGUAGGUGAUCAUGUGGCUGGGGUCAGGAGACACUACCAGCCUCAUGUGGACAAGAAGCUGAAGGUGGUUCGACUGUCUGAGCUGAUCAGUGUCCUCAGACUCCCCCCAAACGCGGAGGCCUGUCCCAUGGAGAACAUGUCAGCGUUUUGUGUGGAGACUCAGGACAGAACGAUGGUGUUUGCUGCACUCAAAGAGGACAGUGUUGAUUGGGUGGAAAAACUGUGUCGCAGCACGUUUCAGAGAAGCUUUGGCUCAGACUCCAAUCAGCUUCAAAUGGAGGACAACGAGAUAUAUGCCUCAGCAGAUGAAGAGUUCUGGGUGACGGUUCAGAGGACUGAUGCAGCAACACGUUGCGGCCUGAAGGGGUCAUACUGGCUGCAGGUGGGGCGAGAGGCGCUGCUGCUGAGAGAAACGCAGAAGAAGAACAUUGUUAGCGAAUGGUCAUACGAACUGCUGAGAAGAUAUGGAAAAGAUAAGCUGGCCAUCACCAUUGAAGCAGGUAGACGCUGUGACUCUGGUCCUGGAACAUUUACCUUUGAGACACAGCAGGCUGAGAAAAUAUUCUCCCUGAUUCAGAGUACCAUCAAUCGGAAGACUUCAACUGUUACUUUAGGCAACCAAAACCAAGAAGGUGAGAAAGUUCUCGUACCAAAAAUACGGGCUCAUUCCCCUCUCCCCAAAAUACCAGAUGUGACCAGUAUGGCUGUCAAUCAGGAGAACAAACUGAGGACACAGGGAAGUAAAUCUGCUGCUUUACAAGAGAGUGCACAUGCUCAAGAAGAUUCGGUUGGUUCGUCAGAGAGUGUAUCAGUGCAGCCAGCUCCUAUCACCCUCAUGCCUCUUCCACUGGUCCCCACACAUGGCAACCACUCUGGAGGUCAUCUUGGUGGCCAAUCAGAAGCUGUAUAUGCUGACCCAGCUGAUUGCAUCCAAUCUGUACCAAAAGCCCGACCGACCAUGGCUCUGUAUGUAGACCCUGCAAGUUUUCUCCCACUCAAACCCUCCAGCUCAAGAGAAACCAUCCCUCCCCUUACUACCUGGGCUCCACCUCCCUGUGUCACCACCGAUCACCCAGAUCCAGUCUACUCGGAGGUGUAUGACAAAAUCAGUCAAGUCCAGAAUACACAAACUGAAAUUCAGAGCAAAGGAAAAAUUGAGUGUUUUGCAGAUGAUGAACCCGUUUAUACUGAGCCCAAUGGCAAGAAGGAUGAAGUUUCUCUUAAAACUGAAAGCAAACCAGACCCAUUUGCCCAUCUUUAUGCCCAAGUUUGCAAAACAACACCAACAUUUAGUCUUUCUUCAUCCUCUAACACUACCCCAUCCUGCUCUUCAUCCUCUGCCUCGCUUACUGCCAGUAUGAGCACAACAAAGGCCACAGACCUGUCUGUUGAUGAUGUAAUCUACGAAAACCUGGGCAUCAUUUAAUUUUGUUGACAUAUUUUGGCACAGUGACUGCUAGAGACAUUGAGUUCAUUGAGACACUCUGCCUACAGUAGUAAGGACUCCUCCCGCAUGUGUAUAUCUGUAUACAAACUAGUAUUUAUUAUUUCUAAAGGGACAAAUAGGGCUGUGUGACUGGCUAUUCAAAAAUAAGCUAGUUGCACCAAACACAUUAUAGUGGGCUCCCUAAACUAACCUUUCCUAGAGAGUCGCAUUUUUAAGCACUGCACUCCUACUGAUACAUAAUAGUAUUUUUGUCAUGCCAUAAAACUGACAAUAUAUGAAACUGUUAAAGACUUGUUUGUUAGUUAGUUUAUGAUGUUGUUAUGUUACGAUGAUGUUAUGAUUAAAAUGUGUAUAGUGCUCUAUAACCAGUGAAGAUGAAAUUUGUAUUUUUCACAGUGUUGUUCAUAAAGUGUUGAGAGUUGUGCUUUCUAAGUCCUCCUUUCUUUCUGAGCGACAUCAUUUGUACCACGAACACAUACUGCAACAUAUCCUCAUACAACGGCUCUCAUGAUAUCUUACAACAAGUGACUGAGUAUGAUUGAAACAAGGCUCUGUAAAUGAAAAAAUAACAUUCCAUUUGUCAUAAGCAAUGAAAUUAACUGUUGAUCAAUUCAAUACACUUUGGAGUUUCUGCUGCUCCAGCCUCACUUUGUCUGGCAUGAGUCUGUAGCUUAUCAUGGCUAGUGUUAGCUAAUGUUUGCAAACUGCAGUUAUAAAAGUUUAAAAGACAUAGACAUAACUAAGUUUCUCACUAAUUCCUCUACAUUUGGUACUGUAUUUACCAUUAUCCUGUCACUUGUGGCCAGAGUGGCUGCUAUUUCAUAAAGGUGACAUCGUUUUUACAAGUUUUUAAUAAAAAAACAUCUAAAUAGUUAAACCUGACUUGAAGCUACUUCAAGGAACUAUAUGUUUGUGUUGAUUUCUGUGGUCCCAGGGGAAAAAAGGUGGAACUGUUUCCAACCACCAGAUUCCCUUUAGAAAACCUCUCAUACAGCAAGGUCUGACAGUCCUGAUUCUUGUUCCCUCAUGCCUC